Molecule: messenger RNA, 2718 nt
Organism: Camponotus floridanus (Florida carpenter ant)
Lineage: Eukaryota; Metazoa; Arthropoda; Insecta; Hymenoptera; Formicidae
Exons: 1
Coding region: 1-2718 (905 amino acids)
Biological process (GO): proteolysis
Molecular function (GO): aspartic-type endopeptidase activity
Source: RefSeq, a predicted model, not a curated record
AUGAGUACCGAUCUGAAGGCGUUGUUGGAAGCGCAGAACGACAUCCACGGGCGAAUGUCUCGCUCCGUGGACAAUCUGCGCAAGAUGGGCGUCUCGAGCAUCACCGCCGAAGCAAUCCAAGCUCGCCUCCGCAUUCUUGAGACUUUGUGGACCCGAUUCGAGACCCAUCAUGAUCUCAUCGUAGCGGCGCUGAAAGAUAAAUAUCUUGAGAGUGAGUACGCCAAAGCUGAUUUUAUUGAUAUCGCGGAAACCACUUACGUGACGCAAAGAAGCAUGCUGGUGGACUACGCAAAUAAGCUCAAGGGUGAAUCGUUCACCGCACCCAAGACCGAGACUCACCAAGAGCAGACGCUCAAAACUUCGCUGCCGCGAAUUAAACUCCAGGCGUUCUCGGGCACAUACGGAGAUUGGCCCGCGUUCCGCGACAUUUUCCAGUCAAUCAUCGGGAGCAACUCGUCCAUCUCCAACGUGGAAAAGCUUCAUUAUCUCCGUACGAGCUUGCAGGGUCCUGCGGAAAAAUUAAUUAGAUCGUUGCCAAUUGUCGGGGGCAACUACGAGCGAGCGUGGUCCAUUUUGAGUUCUCAUUACGAGAACAAGCGGGAGCUCAUUCGCGCCAACUUCGCCGCGUACACCGCCGUGCCAAAAAUGAAGGCCGCGACCGCUGACGAACUCAGCAGAAUCUACAACGCCGCCACAACCGCCAUCAAUGCACAGGAGAGCAUUGACAGGCCGAUAGACACACAUGGUAUGGAUCUGUUUAAUUACCUCCUUGUGGAGAGGUUCGACCCGCAAACCAGGAUGCAGUGGGAGUCUUCCAUCCGCGAUUCCGUCGACCCACCGACCAAUGAAAUCCUUAUGGAUUUCAUCGCGAAACAAGUCCUCACACUCAAUGCCGUGCAGCCAGCUACCGUCGCAAAGUCUGGAGAGGCUUCUCGGUCCGCGAAGUCGCACUUCGUGAAGCGCGCGUCCGACUCCUCUACUUGCGCCGUCUGCAAGGAAAAACAUUCAGUUAUGCAGUGCGCGACGUUUAAAGCAAAGACCGCGCCAGAACGAAAGAACCUUGUAGCAGCGAACAAGCUUUGCUUUAAUUGCCUCGGGAAUCACUUCCUGGCAAAAUGCCAGUCGGUCAAGACGUGCUUCUCCUGUAAAGCACGGCAUCACACACUACUACACGACGCGUACGUCCAGUCCGACGGAGCGAAUUCGUUGUCCGCCACACCCGUCGCGUCGGACCGCAAGGCGAUCCUCCUCGCUACCGCUCGGGUCGCUAUCAAGGACCACCUGGGAAGACCGCACGACGUCCGAGCGCUGAUCGACCAAGGAUCCGAGGUCUCUCUGGUCGCUGAGACUUUGGCCCAGCGGUUGCGUCUGCCGCGGAACCGCUCGUCUAUGAGAAUUGCCGGCAUUGGAGGAGCAUCCGGAGCAACCCGCGGACGGCUGUCGAUGACGCUUUCCUCGGCGAUCACUGGAGCAGCGCUCUCGGUUCAGGCGUAUAUCCUUCCGCGUCUCUCGACAUACCAGGGGCCCGUCGUGCGAUCCAGCCUCACCUGGCCUCACAUACGCGGUCUCCCCCUGGCCGACCCACAAUAUCUGGAUCGAGAUCCGAUCGAGAUUCUGCUCGGCGCAGAUGCCUACUCCGCCAUCCUCCAGGAAGGACUCCGCAAGGGAAGCCAGAAUGAGCCCAUCGCUCAGAAGACCUCUCUCGGGUGGAUCCUAUCGGGCGGUCACCGAGUCACCACCCAGGGAGGCCACGCCGCACAUCAAUGUACGGUAGACCGCCAGCUGACCGACCUGGUGCAGCUUUUCUGGGAGCAGGAAAAGGAGCCCGCUACUCCCGUCGCUCUCACCCCUGAAGAAAGGAGAUGCGAGGACAUCUUCGUCCGCGAGCACACACGCACCGACGCGGGCCGCUACGUCGUGAGGCUCCCCUUCUCCGGCGCUCCGCCUUCGCUCCUGGAAACCCGCCGGCCGGCCGAACGCCUGCUCCACGCCAUGGAGCGUCGCUGCGACAAGGACGCUCGAUUCAGCGGCCUCUACCACGACUUCAUGCAGGAAUACGACGACCUGCAACAUAUGGAGACGGUAAACACUUCAUCCGAGGAAACGGACACGGCAAAGUGCUACUUACCGCAUCACGGAGUGUUGCGUGAAACGAGCACCACCACCAAACUCAGGGUCGUAUUCAACGGCUCCCAGCUCACAACCACCGGCACGUCGCUUAACGCCAAUCUACUGACUGGCGCCAAUCUCUUGCCAGCUCUUGCUGACGUGCUUCUACGCUGGCGCUGGCACCGCUACGUGUUUGUGGCGGACAUUGAGAAAAUGUACCGCCAAAUCCUCAUCCACCCGGACGACCGCGAGCAUCAGCGUAUACUUUGGCGGCACCGUGCCGCCGACGACAUCCGCGAGUACCGCCUACGAACGGUCACGUAUGGCUUGGCGUGCGCACCAUUCCUCGCCAUACGGACCCUGCACCAGCUCGCCGACGACGAAGGCCAUCGAUUUCCGCAAGGAGCUGUCGCGCUGCGCCGCGAUACCUACGUGGACGACGUCGUGACUGGCGCGAGCACCCUCUCGGAGGCCACCGUGGUCCAACGGGAGCUCCGCAGCCUCUGCAUGGCGGGCGGGUUUCCGCUUCGAAAAUGGGCCGCCAACAGCCUCAGCGUCCUGGACGGAGUUCCACUCGAGCACCGGCUCACCCGUGCACCUCACUCGUGA